GGGCCACUGUUACUAGUGAGGGGAAGAUGGCGGCCGCGAAUGUGUUGGUUCCCGCAGAGUGGAUAAAGAACUGGGAGAAAUCUGGGAGAAGCGACUUUUUGCAUUUAUGCCGGCUUCUCACUGAAGAUAAAAGCCAUGACAGUUCAACCUACAGAGGUAGCUGUACCAGUCAUAAAUGUGGGAGAAAGCUAGCAAGCAUGGAGGAAGAAACUGUUUUGUUCCAGUUUGAAAUAGAAAAUUUCCAUGAACAGAAUUUCCAACAAGCUCUCUAUGAGUUGUCAUAUCAUGUCAUUAAAGGAAAUUUAAAGCAUGAACAGGCAUCUAGUGUUCUUAAUGACAUCAGUGAAUUUCGUGAAGAUAUGCCUUCUAUUCUUGCUGAUGUAUUCUGCAUAUUAGAUAUUGAGACAAAUUGUUUAGAAGAAAAAAGCAAGAGAGACUAUUUUACACAAUUGGUAUUAGCAUGUUUGUAUUUAGUUUCUGACACAGUUCUAAAGGAACGCCUGGAUCCAGAAACAUUGGAAUCAUUAGGGCUUAUCAAACAAUCACAGCAGUUCAAUCAAAAAUCAGUGAAAAUCAAGACGAAACUCUUUUAUAAGCAGCAAAAAUUCAAUUUGUUAAGAGAAGAGAAUGAAGGUUAUGCCAAGCUGAUUGCUGAAUUGGGGCAAGACUUAUCUGGAACUAUUACUAGUGAUUUAAUCCUAGAAAAUAUCAAAUCUUUAAUAGGAUGCUUUAAUCUGGAUCCCAAUAGAGUCCUGGAUGUAAUUUUAGAAGUAUUUGAAUGCAGGCCAGAACAUGAUGACUUCUUUAUAUCUUUAUUAGAAUCUUAUAUGAGUAUGUGUGAACCACAAACACUGUGUCAUAUUCUUGGGUUCAAAUUCAAGUUUUACCAGGAACCAAGUGGAGAGACACCAUCAUCUCUAUACCGAGUUGCAGCAGUACUUCUGCAAUUUAAUCUCAUUGAUUUAGAUGAUCUUUACGUACAUCUUCUUCCAGCUGAUAAUUGUAUUAUGGAUGAAUACAAACGAGAAAUUGUGGAAGCUAAGCAAAUUGUUAGAAAACUUACAAUGGUUGUAUUGUCUUCUGAAAAACUUGAUGAACGAGAUAAAGAAAAGGAUAAAGAAGAUGAGAAAGUAGAGAAGCCACCUGAUAACCAAAAACUUGGUUUGUUGGAAGCUUUAUUGAAGAUUGGUGAUUGGCAGCAUGCACAGAGCAUCAUGGACCAGAUGCCUCCAUACUAUGCAGCUUCACAUAAACUAAUAGCCCUUGCUAUUUGCAAGCUCAUUCACAUAACUAUAGAGCCUCUCUACCGCAGAGUCGGCGUUCCUAAAGGUGCUAAAGGCUCACCUGUUGGCGCUUUGCAAAACAAGAGAGCGCCAAAGCAAGCAGAGAGCUUUGAAGAUUUGAGGAGAGAUGUGUUUAGUAUGCUCUGUUACCUUGGUCCUCAUCUUUCUCAUGAUCCCAUUUUAUUCGCAAAAGUUGUGCGCAUAGGAAAGUCAUUUAUGAAGGAGUUUCAGUCUGAUGGAAGCAAGCAAGAAGAUAAAGAGAAAACGGAAGUUAUCCUUAGCUGUUUGCUUAGCAUUACUGACCAGGUACUACUUCCAUCUCUUUCUUUGAUGGACUGCAAUGCUUGUAUGUCAGAGGAACUUUGGGGAAUGUUUAAAACCUUUCCCUAUCAGCAUAGAUACCGACUAUAUGGCCAGUGGAAGAAUGAAACUUAUAAUAGUCAUCCGCUUUUAGUAAAAGUUAAAGCUCAAACAAUAGACAGAGCCAAAUAUAUCAUGAAGCGUCUAACCAAGGAAAACGUGAAGCCUUCAGGAAGACAAAUUGGGAAGUUGAGCCACAGCAAUCCAACCAUUUUGUUUGAUUAUAUUUUGUCACAAAUACAAAAAUAUGAUAACUUAAUAACACCUGUAGUAGAUUCAUUGAAAUACCUCACUUCAUUGAAUUAUGAUGUCUUGGCCUAUUGUAUUAUAGAAGCUUUAGCGAAUCCAGAAAAGGAGAGGAUGAAACAUGAUGACACAACCAUCUCAAACUGGCUUCAAAGUCUGGCUAGUUUCUGCGGUGCAGUUUUUCGUAAAUAUCCAAUUGAUCUUGCUGGGCUUCUUCAAUAUGUAGCCAAUCAGUUAAAGGCAGGCAAAAGUUUUGACCUACUUAUAUUGAAAGAAGUGGUACAAAAAAUGGCAGGAAUAGAAAUUACAGAAGAAAUGACAACCGAACAGCUAGAAGCCAUGACUGGUGGGGAGCAGCUAAAAGCUGAGGGUGGUUAUUUUGGCCAGAUCAGAAACACUAAGAAGUCUUCCCAGAGAUUAAAAGAUGCCCUGCUGGACCAUGAUCUUGCUCUUCCUCUCUGUUUGCUUAUGGCUCAGCAAAGGAAUGGGGUUGUCUUCCAGGAAGGUGGGGAGAAACAUUUGAAACUUGUGGGAAAACUCUAUGACCAGUGUCAUGAUACUCUAGUACAAUUUGGUGGUUUUUUAGCAUCAAACCUAAGCACAGAAGAUUAUAUAAAGCGAGUGCCUUCUAUUGAUGUGCUUUGUAAUGAAUUUCACACACCUCAUGAUGCAGCAUUUUUUCUGUCCAGGCCAAUGUAUGCACACCAUAUUUCAUCAAAAUACGAUGAACUUAAAAAAUCAGAAAAGGGAAGUAAGCAGCAGCAUAAAGUUCAUAAGUACAUUACGUCAUGUGAGAUGGUGAUGGCUCCUGUUCAUGAAGCAGUGGUUUCUUUACAUGUUGCCAAAGUCUGGGAUGAUAUUAGCCCUCAAUUCUAUGCUACGUUUUGGUCGUUGACAAUGUAUGACCUUGCAGUUCCACACACCAGCUAUGAAAGAGAAGUUAAUAAACUUAAAAUCCAGAUGAAAGCAAUUGAUGACAAUCAGGAGAUGCCUCCAAAUAAAAAGAAAAAAGAGAAGGAACGUUGUACUGCCCUUCAGGACAAGCUUCUUGAAGAAGAAAAGAAACAGAUGGAACAUGUACAAAGAGUUCUACAGAGACUGAAAUUGGAAAAGGACAACUGGCUUUUAGCAAAAUCUACCAAAAAUGAGACCAUCACAAAAUUUCUACAGCUGUGUAUUUUUCCUCGAUGUAUUUUUUCGGCAAUUGAUGCUGUUUACUGUGCUCGUUUUGUUGAAUUGGUCCAUGAACAGAAAACUCCAAAUUUUUCCACACUUCUUUGCUAUGAUCGAGUUUUCUCUGACAUAAUUUACACAGUUGCAAGCUGUACUGAAAAUGAAGCUAGUAGGUAUGGGAGAUUUCUUUGCUGCAUGUUAGAGACUGUUACCAGGUGGCAUAGUGAUAGAGCCACAUAUGAAAAGGAAUGUGGAAAUUAUCCAGGUUUCCUUACCAUAUUACGAGCAACAGGAUUUGAUGGUGGAAAUAAAGCUGAUCAAUUAGAUUAUGAAAAUUUUCGACAUGUUGUACAUAAGUGGCAUUACAAACUAACCAAGGCAUCAGUACAUUGCCUUGAAACAGGCGAAUAUACUCACAUCAGGAAUAUAUUGAUUGUGCUAACAAAAAUACUUCCUUGGUAUCCAAAAGUUUUGAAUCUUGGUCAGGCUUUGGAAAGAAGAGUGAAUAAAAUAUGCCAAGAAGAAAAGGAGAAGAGGCCAGAUCUAUAUGCAUUGGCUAUGGGCUACUCUGGGCAGUUGAAAAGUAAAAAGUCACACAUGAUACCUGAAAAUGAAUUUCAUCACAAAGACCCUCCUCCAAGGAAUGCUGUUGCCGCUGUACAGAAUGGGCCUGGUGGUGGUCCUUCUUCCUCAUCUGUAGGAAGUGCAUCUAAAUCAGAUGAAAGCAGUACUGAGGAGACUGAUAAAUCAAGGGAGAGAUCUCAGGCUGGUGUGAAAGCUGUUAAUAAAGCUUCUAGUGUCACACCGAAAGGAAAUUCUAGCAAUGGAAAUAGUGGCUCUAACAGCAACAAAGCUGUUAAAGAAAAUGACAAAGAAAAAGGAAAAGAGAAAGAAAAAGAGAAAAAAGAAAAGACUCCAGCUACUACUCCAGAGGCCAGGGUACUUGGUAAAGAUAGCAAAGAAAAACCAAAGGAAGAACGGCCAAAUAAAGAUGACAAAGCAAGAGAAACCAAGGAAAGAACGCCGAAGUCUGACAAAGAGAAGGAAAAAUUCAAGAAGGAAGAAAAAGCAAAAGAUGAGAAAUUCAAGACCACCAACCCCAGUGUAGAAUCGAAGUCAACUCAAGAAAGAGAAAGAGAGAAGGAGCCAUCCAGAGAAAGAGAUGUAGCCAAGGAGAUGAAGUCAAAGGAAAAUGUAAAAGGAGGAGAAAAAACACCAGUUUCUGGGUCCUUGAAGUCACCUGUUCCCCGAUCAGAUAGUUCAGAGGCUGAAAGGGAACAAAAACGCCGCAAAAUUGAUACUCAUCCUUCUCCAUCACAUUCCUCCACAGUAAAGGUUACAGACAUACUUCCCAAAGUUCCUCUGGGUUCUGAGAACUAUGCCAGCUCACCUGUCAUCUCCAUUCAUUUUCUACAGGACAGUCUCAUCGAACUCAAGGAAUCUUCAGCAAAGCUCUACAUUAAUCAUACUCCUCCACCACUGUCCAAGAGUAAAGAGAGAGAAAUGGACAAGAAAGAUUUGGACAAGUCGAGGGAAAGAUCCAGAGAAAGAGAGAAAAAAGAUGAAAAGGACAGGAAAGAACGGAAAAGGGAUCACUCAAACAAUGACCGUGAGGUGCCACUGGACUUAAACAAGAGGCGGAAAGAGGAAAAUGGAACAAUGGGGGUUUCAAAACAUAAAAGUGAGAGUCCAUGUGAGUCUCCUUAUCCAAAUGAGAAAGACAAGGAUAAAAAUAAGUCAAAAUCAUCAAGCAAAGAAAAGGGCAGUGGAGAAUCAUUUAAGUCUGAGAAGAUGGAUAAAAUCUCUUCUGGUGGCAAAAAGGAAUCCAGGCAUGAUAAAGAAAAAAUAGAAAAGAAAGAAAAACGGGAUAGUUCAGGAGGAAAGGAAGAGAAGAAACAUCAUAAGUCCUCAGACAAGCACAGAUAAUGAAAACUUUCAACCACGGCUGUGGACAGAGCCCUAAGCUGAAGGUCUCCCAGAGGAGGAUGCCAAAGCUCCAAGCGCCACUCUCAGAAUGCUAUCUCCCAUAAUUCAGAGCUUCUGGUGCUGUCCAUUUUUUGGGAAUCUGCUUUAAGUCAGAAGAUGAAUACAUACCACCAUCCUCUUGACGAGACAUUCCAAAGUCCCUGAUUUUCAGAAAAUUAAUUUCACCUCCAGGCAAUUUCUUGCAGCAAAGCCCCUGUGCAUAUAAUUUUUACUCGAGAUAUGUCAUUAAGAAGCAGCAUCUAAUGAAAAUUUCACUAACUGACUUUAGUUCAUCCUUCUUUCUCCAAAAGCAGAGGAUAUCACCUCCUGGAACCAAUUCCUUAAUGAUGUAGAUAGGCUGCCUUUGUGUGUGAACUACUAUAAGUGUGAAAACAUGGGGAUGAUUUUGUUGCUUGAGAAUUUUGGCUUCUUGUAAAAAUUUUAAUUUUGUUUUCUGGAAAAGACUUUUAUGUGUUUUAACAGUAGUACUGAUUUUAUCCCUUAAUGUGCCCUUACAUAUGUCAUCAAAAUUUCCCUUGCCCAGUAAUUCUCAUAAUGUGACAUUAUCACGAUCGAAAACUCCUUAUGUUCAUCAUCAUGCUCUUUUUUUCUUUAUUGGAAUAUUAGACAUCAAUAGGAUCAAGAACACAUUUCUUAGUGUCCUGAUUAUGGUCAUGAUACCAUGAUGUUCUUAAUUGGCACAUUACUUCUUUCUCAAUUUAAAAUUUAGAUGAAUUUGCCAGUUUUCAAUGGUCUUUAAUAUAUUUACUGUGUGGUGUAGUCAUCACCACUACCUAAUUUCACAACAUUUCUCUUGCCUGCAAAAGAAGCUCCUUGCAGGUUAGUGGUCAUUUGUAACUCUCCUCUUCCCUCAACCUUUAGAAACUAAUAUACUCUAUGAAAUUGCCUAUUUUUGGACACUUCAUAUAAAUAAAAACAUGCAAUAUUGUGGCCUUUGGUGCCUGGCCCCUUUCAACUAGAAUCAUGUUUUCAAGAGUUAUCAACUUGUAGCAUGUAUCAAUAAUCCAUUCCUUUUUGUGGCUAAGUAAUAUCCCAUUGAAAGAAUGUGUAUCAUAUUUUGCCUAUCCAUUUAUGAGUUAUCUGAUAAGACAGGAACAAAAUAUUUUUAAGUAUUAAGACUGUAAGUUCAACAUCAGCGUACCCAAAAUUAUAAUUGAUAAUGUCAAGAUUGUACAUGGUUUGAACAGAAUGUUGUUUAGAAAUUAAAUGUAAAUUAUUUGUCAACAUUUCAUGCAAGUGUGAUUAUUUUUAAGGCCCCUUCUAGAUCUGUUUUUAUUAAAUAUGUGAAUGUAGUAUUUUUCAUGAGUAAAGUUUAAUGCAUUAGCAUUAAUUUAAAAAUCUGAGAACAAUGUUUAGGCAGAUAUAAAAUUAUUUGCCAUGUGCUGUAAUGAUUAUGUUUUGAAUUUAUUUCAUUAUGCAGUAUUGAAAAUGUCAAUACAUAAAGGAAAGGAAAUGAGUAUAAUUGAGUCAAUAUAUUUUUAAAGCAAUUUUUAUAAUUUAGCAGACGUUGCAUCUUAAUAUAAUUCACUAUUAAAAUUAUGUCUUUGUGGAAAAUUUGAUGUCAUUUCUCUCUUUUUUUGUUUGAUCAUACUGUAAACUCGGUUCCUGUUUUGCUAUAUGUUCUGUUCAGGUGUGAUAAGUUAUUCGUUGCUCUUGUACAGUGUUGUGCCUGUUGCUGUGUCAUCCUUUCUUCCGUACCCCACACUCCUGCUCUCAGACAAAAUGUGGUUUUUUUCAGACAUAGUGUGCCUAUCCUACUGGUUCUAAGAAUGGACAGUAAAAAAGACACAAAUAUUUCAUCAUUUUUGGGAACUUAAUUUAAGUCUUUAUCAUUGACAAUACAUUAAUCUUCCUUAAUACUCCUUUUCCCUCCCGCUGUAUUCUUUCCCCCUUGCACCUUCUUCUCUUUCUCUUCAUCUACUUCUCUGCUUGUAUUUCCUUCCCUUCCUUAUCUAUCAAUAUAACCAAUUUGUUUCUUUCAGAUGAGACUGGAAUGAAAUUGCUCAGCUGUGACCAGAAAUGUAUUUUCCUGAGUACAUUGCUGAGAAUGUUAAAUGAAGAGGGCCCAUUUUCAGUUAUCUUCUUUAUUGGUCCAUGCAGAAACCGAAAAUUGUUGAGUGUUAUUGUAUUUUAACUGGUUGCUUAAUUUCUACAUGUUUAUUUUCAGUAAUGGCUGAAAGUGUUAAUUAUUCCAUAUUUUUUGGCACAAUGUGCUGCAUAUAGUUCCCAAUAAAUAAGGUUACAUGUGUACAGAAUUUCACUUUUGAUUAAAUAUUGCCUGGGGUUAGCUCCUCCCAUAUGAAAGGCUUCCUUUAUACUGUUUGAAACUGAAAAUAAACAAUUAUUGGAUAAUUUUGAAUUUACCUCAUUUUAGAACUCAGUUUUAAUUUAUUUGGGCUGUUUUUAAUAUUAGUCAUGGAAAAUGAAGUGGAAGCAGUGUCUUCUGCAAUGCCUAAGAAUCGUUCUAUAAAGUAUGUGUACAACAUUAAACACAUUUGCAAAAGAAAAAUGUACCAGUGCUUACUUAUCCCUUGCCACUUUUUCUUGUAAUUAGGCAAGUCUUGGGGGGAGGAACAAAAAGAUAAUUAUGUUUUAAUUCUACAGCUACAAGAGCUUUGUAUUGCUAAACUUACAUCUGGAAAAGUUUCACAGUGACAUUUUUAAAAGAAUUUUUUAUCUACUGAAUUCUACAAGUGUAACCUUUUUUCUAAAUAAACAAUAGUUUUCUCAAAUGACUGCA
Jaculus jaculus (lesser Egyptian jerboa) is the source of this 7788-nucleotide messenger RNA. It is a transcript of the gene Thoc2, whose product is annotated as THO complex 2. Bases 27 to 4988 code for a protein of 1653 amino acids. Lineage: Eukaryota; Metazoa; Chordata; Mammalia; Rodentia; Dipodidae. Gene Ontology annotation, cellular component: THO complex part of transcription export complex. The record is from RefSeq and is a predicted model, not a curated record. Gene Ontology annotation, molecular function: mRNA binding. The transcript has 40 exons. Gene Ontology annotation, biological process: mRNA export from nucleus; mRNA processing.